CAUCAUCAUCACCACCAUCAUUAUCAUCACCAUCAUCAUCAUCAGAUGUACCGGACCGACAACGCCAAACCAGACCUAUCGACCAUGAGAUUGAUAAAGGAGUCUGAACUCAUGAGAGGAACUUGUAUUGGCUCUGGCGCUUUUGGGGCUGUUUACAGAGGUGCCUGGAUACCGGAAGGGGAGAAUUUGAAAAUUCCGGUGGCCAUCAAAAUCCUUCAGGAUACGACAUCCACCUCCCAAAAUAAGGAAUUUCUACAGGAAGCGAGGGUCAUGGCAUCAGUUGACCAUCCUUGCUGUGUCCGGAUUCUGGCGAUUUGUAUGGCUUCUCAGAUGAUGCUGGUCACUCAACUACUUCCGCUUGGAUGUCUGUUGGAUUACGUUAAAAAGAAUAGGUGUAACAUCGGCUCGAAAGUGUUUUUGAAUUGGUGCUAUCAGAUGGCGAAGGGCAUGCAAUAUUUAGAAAGUAAGAAUAUUGUCCAUCGCGAUCUAGCAGCAAGGAAUGUUUUAGUUCAAAGUCCGACUCACGUUAAGAUAACAGACUUCGGGCUCUCCAAGCUACUUGAUUAUGACGAGGAAGCCUUCCAGGUCAACGAUGGAAGGAUGCCGAUAAAAUGGCUGGCUCUAGAGUGCAUCCAGCACCGUAUAUUCAACCACAAAAGUGACGUCUGGAGUUUCGGGGUUACCUUGUGGGAAAUGUUUACAUACGGGCGCAGGCCCUACGAGAACAUCAGGGCACGUGACAUCUCCACCCUAUUGGAGAAGGGGGAGAGAUUGCCCCAACCAAUGAUAUGCACAAUAGAUUCUUACAUGAUAAUGAUCAAGUGUUGGAUCUUGGACGCACAAAGCAGGCCAUCUUUCAAGGAACUGGCCGAAGAAUUCAGCAAAAUGGCUCGAGAUCCAGCCAGAUUUUUGGUCAUACCGGUUAGGAAACAAUAUUUUUAA
Helobdella robusta is the source of this 942-nucleotide messenger RNA. RefSeq lists its product as hypothetical. Gene Ontology annotation, molecular function: ATP binding; transmembrane receptor protein tyrosine kinase activity. The record is from RefSeq and is a predicted model, not a curated record. The transcript is spliced from 8 exons. The annotation marks the transcript as partial. NCBI's taxonomy places the organism in Eukaryota, Metazoa, Annelida, Clitellata, Rhynchobdellida, Glossiphoniidae. Gene Ontology annotation, cellular component: basal plasma membrane; signaling receptor complex. Gene Ontology annotation, biological process: positive regulation of cell population proliferation; multicellular organism development; positive regulation of kinase activity.